UUUUGAACGAAUAAAUUUACAAAGAUAAGAUAUGGCAACGGAACACCAGCUGACAAAGAUUGCGGAUAUAGCUGAUCUGCGGGCACUACAGGGACUAUAUCUGAAAGAUUGGCCGAAGCACUGCGUGGGCUACUUCUGGCUGGACAACUAUUUGAGGUGGUUGCAAGAUGAUCCAGAAAUCAGGCACUUGACCUUCUACACGCUGGACAAUGAUUGGGCGACCGAUGGACUAUUUCUACUCGUGCAUCGCUAUCAACUGUUCUUCUGUAACCUGAGUAGACGGAGACCGCAGCUGAAACUGGCUCUGAGUCUGCUGGACUGGUCUGGCGGCUACAAAGUGAGUGCCAUUCACGAAGAGCAUCAUCUGGUGUACAGGGAGCUGCUGGCAGAACUUCAACUAGGAAUGGAUCGAGAGAAAAACACCAUUAUGUAUCGACUAUGCUGUCAGAAGGCCAAGGAACUGGAAGUCGAGUGUCCCUCGGGCUACUACUUGGACAAAGUGAGGCUGGAGCAUGCAGAACUUGUCAAUGAUCUGUGGUCCGCUCGUCAUCCGGGCAGUCUGUAUCUCAUUCAACUGCUGAUUUCAAAAAAUACAAACAUAGGUUUAUACGAAAGGGAAACCGGGAUGCUGUGUGCCUGGUGCUUGAGACUGCAAAGCGGCUUCCUGGGAGCCCUGGAGGUGCGUAAAUCCCAUCAGCGUCGCGGUCUGGGUAUGAUUGUAGCUGCUGCCAUAUCCCAAUCAAUAGCAAAGGACCUGCAGCAGGAUGUGACGGCUCUAGUUAAUUUAAGCAAUUCAGCUGCCUGCAGGCUGUUCGAGAAGCUACAGUUUACGUUGGUGCAGGGCGAGCACUACUACUGGAGCAUGAGCCUACCCAAAACGGGCGGCCAGAUAGACUGGCCCAACAAUGAAUAAAGAGUGAUGGAGAUAGCGCAUCCAUACAACAGUAA
This is a messenger RNA of Drosophila pseudoobscura, 948 nucleotides long. RefSeq lists its product as uncharacterized. Gene Ontology annotation, molecular function: acyltransferase activity, transferring groups other than amino-acyl groups. NCBI's taxonomy places the organism in Eukaryota, Metazoa, Arthropoda, Insecta, Diptera, Drosophilidae. The transcript has 3 exons. The record is from RefSeq and is a predicted model, not a curated record. Bases 32 to 913 code for a protein of 293 amino acids.